GCGGUUCUAGAAGAAUGAAGGGUAUGCUUAUGAUAUAUUUGCUUCUCUGUAUUAAUGAGUCUAUUGGGCAUGCGACUUUACCUGAAAAUGCCGAGAUGAAAGAAACGGCUCCAUUGCCAAGUACGACAUCCAGUAAACAAUUAAAAGUCUUACGAGACAUCUUAAAUCAAGAAAGUUUAGUGCGAUUCACAGUGAUACAGAAAAUUGAGACUUUGGUAUUGGAUGCAAUUGACAGUAAAAACCUUAGCCAAAGCCUUGAGAGGAGGCUAAAUGAUGUUGUGAAGGAAUUAGGUGAUUUGAAAAUAAACGACGAUAAAUUGAAGGAAGAGAACGCAAAGCUCAAAGAAGAACUCAUUGUUCUACAUGUGAUUCUUGGUAAUAACAGAAGCAUCGACGAUGCAAACGUUCAAAGCAUAAAUGAUUCGGAAAUUUUAUUUCUGAGAAGGAAAACUUCAGCCCUUGAAAAGGAAUUUAAAGCGCUUUCUUUGGAAAAUACAAAUAUGAAUGAACAGUUGCUUGUUUUGAAGAACAAAGGUCUGAACAGUCUUCAGAAUGAAACGUUAAAUCUAAAUAAGAAAUAUGAUAAACUGAUACUAGAGAACGACGCUUUCCAAAAUCAUAGUAUAAUGUACAGAAAAAAAUCCACUCAUUUAAUGGAAAGUUUAUUGUCGAUGGAAAAGGGUUUACGAAAUCUUUUGGUGUCCUGUAAUAAAGCAAUGGAAAAUGAUCAACAAAAUACCGAAGAUGCCAAAGAACGGAAGAUAUACUCCUGCAACCCGACAGGGUAUGAUUUCCGUGCUACAAAAUGUGAAAAAGGAUGGGUCCGGUUUGAUGAAAGCUGCUAUCUGUUUUCAAGCAUGGAAACAAAUUUUAAAGAGGCGGUGAAGUUUUGUAACAACGCUGCGGCUGGUGCUCAUCUUCUUGAAAUUGAAAGUUCACAAGAAGAAAAAUGGAUUGAUCUGCAGCUUAAGUUACGAGGUUUUCAAUAUGUGUGGAUUGGAUUGACAGAUAUUUUCAAGGAAAGUUACUUUGUCUUUAUCUCGACUGGAAGUAAACCGUCAUAUACGAAUUGGCACAGAAACGAGCCCAACAAUGCUGGAAAAGUUGAACACUGUGUUGAGAAGUGGAGUACAGGGUUGAAAUGGAACGAUAAACGCUGUGACGUAAAACGUCCCUUUGUAUGUAAGCUGAGUCCUUAAAAAGAUUACCUUUUACCUUAUGAAUAAAUUUUCUGUUAAGACAUGUUCUAUACUCAAAAGGAGAAAUGUAAAGCAUCGUCACUCAUAGCAUUAAUAGCAUAAACUAUACAUAUUCCAACUGAUACCAAAUCGCAAUCAAUAUCAUUGUAGAAAAGGAUUUACCUUUUUCAUUGCUCAUAAUAUGGAAACAGAACAAUCUUGUUAAAUGAAUUUUUUUCUUAAUUAAACAAAAAGAAACAUA
This is a messenger RNA of Saccostrea echinata, 1440 nucleotides long. Its product is annotated as CD209 antigen-like protein B. The transcript is spliced from 4 exons. The record is from RefSeq and is a predicted model, not a curated record. The coding region runs from base 15 to 1199 and encodes 394 amino acids. Lineage: Eukaryota; Metazoa; Mollusca; Bivalvia; Ostreida; Ostreidae. Gene Ontology annotation, molecular function: signaling receptor activity.